ACUGCUCAACCUCCGUGCACAGCAGCCCCACACACACUUGCGUACCGAAAUCACGAAUCGACUCAACGUUGACAGCGUACAGCAAAUUUCAAUAGUCAUCUUGGAAACAGCAGCGGACCGAAGCUUCGAACUAGCAGCAGGACUCACAAAGCCGUUGUUAACCGAAUUGUCCGCAUCAUUCUAGGCGCACCAGCAGCAGCAGCACCCGCACACCAUCAACCCGUGGUACUCGCGUAAGCAAGCAACUGAUACACAGCCACAAAGCUACAGAACGCAAUGGCCGGAAAUUUGGAGGAUCGCGAAAUCUGGGAAGAUUCGGAGGAAACGCUCGGCGAGGAGGUGCUCCGGAUGCCGACCGAUGAGCUGGUCAGCCGUACCCGGCUGAUGGACAACGAGAUCAAAAUAAUGAAGAGCGAGGUGGUCCGCAUCAAUCACGAGCUGCAAACGCAGAACGAGAAAAUUAAGGACAACACGGAAAAGAUUAAGGUGAACAAAACGCUACCCUACCUGGUGUCGAACGUGAUCGAGCUGCUGGAUGUGGAUCCGCAGGAGGAGGAAGAUGACGGUGCGGUGGUGGUGCUCGACUCCCAGCGGAAGGGCAAGUGUGCGGUGAUCAAAACGUCCACCCGCCAGACGUACUUCCUGCCCGUGAUCGGGCUGGUCGAUUCGGACAAGCUGAAGCCGGGCGAUCUGGUCGGCGUGAACAAGGACUCGUACCUCAUACUGGAAACGCUCCCAGCGGAGUACGAUGCGCGCGUGAAGGCGAUGGAGGUGGACGAACGGCCCACGGAACAGUACUCGGACAUUGGCGGGCUGGACAAGCAGAUACAGGAGCUGAUCGAGGCGGUCGUGCUGCCCAUGACGCACAAGGACAAGUUCAAGAAUCUUGGCAUCCAUCCGCCGAAGGGUGUGCUGCUGUACGGGCCGCCCGGCACGGGUAAAACGCUGCUGGCCCGCGCCUGUGCCGCCCAGACCAAAUCCACCUUUCUCAAGCUGGCCGGACCGCAGCUGGUACAGAUGUUCAUCGGUGAUGGUGCGAAGCUGGUGCGGGAUGCGUUCGCGCUGGCGAAGGAAAAGUCACCCGCGAUCAUCUUCAUCGACGAGCUGGACGCGAUCGGUACGAAGCGUUUCGAUUCGGAAAAGGCGGGCGAUCGGGAGGUGCAGCGGACGAUGCUCGAGCUGCUAAACCAGCUGGACGGGUUUAGCUCGACCGCCGACAUUAAGGUGAUCGCGGCGACGAACCGCGUGGACAUACUCGAUCCGGCCCUGUUGCGGUCCGGUCGGCUCGACCGCAAGAUUGAGUUCCCGCACCCGAACGAGGAGGCUCGGGCCCGCAUCAUGCAGAUCCAUUCGCGCAAGAUGAACGUCAGCCCGGACGUGAACUUCGAGGAGCUGGCCCGCUCGACGGACGAUUUUAACGGGGCGCAGUGUAAGGCGGUGUGCGUGGAGGCGGGCAUGAUAGCGCUCCGCCGGUCGGCCGUGUCCGUCAUACACGAAGACUUUAUGGACGCGAUCAUGGAGGUGCAGUCGAAGAAGAAGGCCAACCUGAAUUACUUCGCCUGAGCGCGGAUCGUUCAAGUGGGUUGGCGUAGGUUUUACUUUGCUUUCCCUUUUUGGCGUUUUUUUCAAAUAACUUUGCACCAGCAAGGAAGCAUAUGUGUACAGCUGUGUUUCUGAGCUGAUGAUCGGUGAUGAAAGCUCGUUUCAAACUGAAUUGAAAACUAUUAUAAUAUACCAACAGCAUUGUAAUAAACACCAUGUUAACACGCGUGGACGGAAAAUGGA
Molecule: messenger RNA, 1785 nt
Organism: Anopheles stephensi (Asian malaria mosquito)
Lineage: Eukaryota; Metazoa; Arthropoda; Insecta; Diptera; Culicidae
Gene: Rpt5
Product: 26S proteasome regulatory subunit 6A-B
Exons: 1
Coding region: 277-1563 (428 amino acids)
Biological process (GO): proteasome-mediated ubiquitin-dependent protein catabolic process
Cellular component (GO): proteasome regulatory particle, base subcomplex
Molecular function (GO): ATP binding; ATP hydrolysis activity; proteasome-activating activity
Source: RefSeq, a predicted model, not a curated record